AUGGCUCAAACUGCUGCAAUCCGGAACUAUUCGGGACCACAUUUCGGAGGACCAAACUCGGUUGAGAAUAGUUCCAAAACUCCGGAUUUUGUUCCCUUGGAACCUGAGGAGAAAUUGCGGGUGUUACAAGAAGCCUUCGGGGAAGAAUCUAUGUCGAAGAAAAAGGUGUACAAAUGGUACAGUAAUUUCAAGAAUGGCCUUAAGAAGAUCGAAGACGGGAACCGUUCGGGAAGACCAUCCACCUCGACCGACGACGCCUACGUCGUCCAAAUCAAGGUUUUAGUGGUCAACAAUCGUCGGUUGACGAUACGAGACCAUUCGGAAAGUGUUGGGAUUUUCAAAUCCUCGGUCAACACCAUCCUGAAAGAUGUUUUGGAGUUGAAGCGGGUGAAGUCUCGCCUGGUACGCAUACGAUCCGGAAAGAACGGACCAGUCCAGCGAGUACCGUUCCCCGAACGAGCCGUGGCCCAAGAAGUCGCUCCAAAGCCGGUCGAAAAUCAAGGUGAUGCUGAUUUUUCUUGA
This is a messenger RNA of Anopheles marshallii, 522 nucleotides long. RefSeq names its product protein GVQW3-like. The record is from RefSeq and is a predicted model, not a curated record. NCBI's taxonomy places the organism in Eukaryota, Metazoa, Arthropoda, Insecta, Diptera, Culicidae. The coding region runs from base 1 to 522 and encodes 173 amino acids. The transcript has 3 exons.